Molecule: messenger RNA, 1830 nt
Organism: Parasteatoda tepidariorum (common house spider)
Lineage: Eukaryota; Metazoa; Arthropoda; Arachnida; Araneae; Theridiidae
Product: glycerate kinase
Biological process (GO): protein phosphorylation
Cellular component (GO): cytoplasm
Molecular function (GO): glycerate kinase activity
Source: RefSeq, a predicted model, not a curated record
UCAACGUGAUUGGUUUAAUAAAAUCAUUGAUUGGUUGUCUUCUGAAUUUCAAAUCAUCAUUUUCUGGAGGAGAGGAACCGUUUUCGUAACCGUUGCAUCUCACAACCAAAACAAGCAGACAGCUCAAAUGUGCUUUUUGUUGUAAAUUUGUUUUUAUCACAGAUCAUGCUUCGAUUAUGAACAGCAAACGCAUUUAAUAUUUUGUUUGUAAUCGAUAAUGAUAAAUUUUUCAAGAACUAAGCUCUUAUCGUAUUUAAGAAAAAGUUUGAAGGUAGGUCAUUUCCAUUAUAGCAGUGCUUUUACAAUGGAGAAACUAUGCAAUGACGCAAAAGGAAUGUUCCAGGCAGCAGUGAGUUCUGUGCAACCUGAAACUUUAAUUAACCAAUCCGUUGAAGUUGACUCAAAUUUUGUUCAAAUUCAAGGACAAAAAUUUGAUCUUCGGAGAAACAUUUAUAUUGUAGGUUUUGGCAAAGCCGUUUUGGGAAUGGCAGAUGCACUAGAAAAUAAAUUGAAAGAACAUUUGGUGUCAGGAAUAGUGUCUAUUCCAGAUGGCUCUAAAAGUUCAAGUAACCAGCAAAGAUAUUCAAGCAUACAAGUUUAUAAAGGAGCGUAUAAUAAUAUUCCUGAUGAAAAAUCUUAUCUAGCAGCCAGAAAAAUUUCUGAACUUGUGGCAUCAUUAACAGAAACAGAUUUACUGUUUAUACUCAUUUCUGGUGGAGGCUCAGCUUUAUUACCUUCGCCAAAAGAACCUAUAACUUUAGAAGAGAAAAUUAAAGUUAUAAAGUUGCUAGCAUCCAAAGGUGCAUCAAUUAACGAAUUAAAUACAGUGCGUAAAAGACUUUCAGAAUUGAAAGGUGGUGGAUUAGCAAAGCUAGCAAAACCUGCAAAGGUUGUCAGUCUUAUAUUAUCUGAUAUAAUUGGAGACCCUCUAGAUUUAAUUGCAAGUGGACCAACAGUUAAAAACACAGAUCCUCCGACGCUUCCUUUAAAUAUCAUAGAAAAGUAUAAAUUAAUAAAUGAAAUACCAAAAGCCGUUUUAAAUCUUCUAGAAAAUGUUAAAGAAGAAUCAGAUGAUGAUAUACAUUUUUCACAUGUAAGCAACUUUAUAAUAGGAAGCAAUCGAGUAGCAUUGGAAGCUGCAGCCUUGGCAUCAAAAAGUCUUGACUAUCAUCCUAUAAUAGUUACCGAUGCAUUUUCUGGAAUGGCUCGAUUGGUUAGCAGAAAAUUAAUACAUAUGACUGCUUUAAUGCUAGAAGGUAAGAUAGAAUCAGCUAUAGAAAUAUACAAAACAUUAAAUCUACCAGAAAAAACACUGCCUAUUUUUUUGAGUUCUUAUACCAAACUGAAAUCCGAGAGAAGAAAACUUUGUAUACUCUUAGGAGGUGAAACAACUGUCGAAGUAUGUGGUACUGGAAUUGGUGGUCGAAAUCAAGAACUAGCUUUAGCAGCGUCAAUAGAAUUGAGUAUAAAAAAACUUAAAAAUGAUAUUGUGCUACUUAGUUCAGGUACAGAUGGGAUUGAUGGCCCUACUGAUGCAGCAGGUGCGUUAGCUACAAAACAUGUGAUAGAGUUGGCUGAGAAAGAAAAUUUAAAUUUUAACUGCUUAUUGAAUAAUAAUGAUUCUUACACAUUUUAUUCGAAACUGUGUAAUGGAAAAUUUCAUAUUAAAACUGGACACACAGGUACAAAUGUAAUGGAUAUUAUAAUUAUAUUAAUUAAUUGCUAAAAUAUAUAAUUAUAUUUAGUUUAUAUUUUUUAUAUAUUGAAUACAACUGCCAUGAUUUUAACUGAGUUAAAAUCUUAUGUCAAUAAAUAAUUUUUCUAAAAUGU